AUGGCGUUUCGUUCGCCGCCAUCUUCGAACCCUGUUUCCCCAAUUCUAAAUCCUACUGGAUUAAAUAUAUCGACGAGAAUACCACCGCUGAGCUUGACCUCGGAAGGCGCGGGUGCAGCGCCGUCAUUUACACUCGUAAUACCCACAGUCCGAGCGAAAUCGACACGACGGAUAAUAGAAGCCGUUUCUCCAAAGACAGGAAGGCCGUAUCCCAAUCGUCUCAGAGCCCACAAGCCCUCUCAUAGCGUCUCCAUCGACAUACUUCCGUCUCAGCCCGUAGAGGACAAUUGGGUCUCGCCAUUGGGCAAGUUUGAUAUCGAGCAGGAUGCCACAGAACUAGAGGGCUACCAAAUGUAUGCCGUAGAAAAAUGGGUUGUGGAUCGUGCUAGAUUCAUGAAAGUCGUCAUAGUCUACACCGGCAAUCCGAAGGAUGUGAUCACAGUCACGGUGAUAACACCCUCGUCGACUCUGACAGUGGAACAAUCUCAGGCAGAAUAUGAUAAUGCGGUCAAAAUGUUACGCAGAGAUGGAGCGCGACCGCGACAGACCGUACUUGGGACGAUCAUGUGCACCUCACUGGCAAACUUUCGCUCAGACCUCAAUAUCGUCAAUAUCCCCGGCGGUCACUAUCUUCAAUCCAGAGAUAAGUUAUAUGUAAACAUUAAUCUCCUCCGUCUCGGAUGCAGCGGGCGUACAGCACUCACGCUUGAUCCUCCCAAUGAAUCUAUUCAAGAGCGACUUAAGCAGCUUUACUCGAUACCCGCCAUUGCCGUCCAAAGACUCGGAUUCGAGACCGUUGUGCUCUCCUUUGUCAAGCUCAUUCAAUCUGCCCUCUGUAUCUAUGACUUCUAUGACUCAAACGAAGAACGAAAUGGGCUACUGGGAGACCAUACCGUAGACAGCAUUCAACGAUGGACACUGGAGAUUGGUGAAAAGCUGCGCGAACUAAAUCUUCAGCCCUCGGAACGGAUCCUAGACCCACCCAUUGUGGCCAGUAUCCUAAGCGUAGUUGUCUCGAUGCGAAGUAAGCUCCUAGGGCUUCUCCCAGCCGGCGCGAACGUACCAAAGGAUCCUUUUCAAUAUCCUGACAAAUUCACCGAAGCGCUUGCCCAAGCAAGUCCGGCGCAUAUGACACGUCUCGGACCGAGUGGCGUGCCGCGUGCAUAUCUGAGUGCUGCCCUCAUUGACCAUAUCAAUCGACAACAUAAGCGUAAGACGGUCGAAGCCAAGUCUUAUCGCAUUGGUAUUGGCCCAUUGGCUGCGCCCAAUGCGCUUGCAAGCCUUAUUCCGUCGUCCGAAUCUAUGAUGGCCGGAAGUAGCAAGUCUGCACCGGAUGCCGUUGCGCCUGAGACGUCAGAUUUGAUUGCAUUUGUCAAGUCGCCCUCGGUUAUUUCCAAGGAUCCAAUCGAAAGCUUGCAGUUGAUCUGGACAGGGAAGCUUGGGCCAGGACUUACGCAUGCUAAGCAGGCGCAAGAGGUGGAGGAAAAGCGACUGGCGGAGGAAAGGGACGCAGAGAAUAAGAGUGACGCGAAGAGUGGCGAAGAUGAAGAAAGCAUGCUCGGAAAGGGUUUCUCUGUACUCAGACAGACUGGUCAGGAGAUUACAGCUAGGCUUAACAGCUUGCCUGUCGGAGGCAGAAGAAAACAGAGUAUGGACGUUACGUCUUCUCCUCACUUCUUGUAUCCUCCCUCUCUUUCCUCCGCCCGACCGUCACCCGAGAUUGGUGGCCCGCGACGCUUGUUUGGAUCUGACCUCCAUACGUCACCGUUCAUUCCCGACGAAGCCCGCACGUUGAGCGCGGAUGAGGGUAUGCCUCGCCAUCGCAAGGCCAUAUUUCCUCAUCUUGGAAUACACUCUGCAUUAACGACAUCAAAUUUCAGCAUGGGAAAUUACCACCACCACCAUUAUCAUCAUCAUCCUCCCUCUCGGCACAAGGCAAAGAGCCUGGACUUUGAGCCGACUAAACGCACAAACCCCGUGCCAGAACCUGGUAGUAAACCUCAGCAACGAAUCAUUCCACCAACUUUGACCGCACUCGAAGUUCACUCAGAAGAUGAGUACGUUCCCAAGGCAAAACGGAGGAGCACAGAGCAAACCAAACGAUUCAAAAUCCCACACAUACACAAGUCUAUUCAAAGGCGUCGAAGUUUUGACGAUACCGAAUAUACGACCGGCACUCCAUUACUCUCUUCGGACCAGAUGAGAAUCGAUGUACAAUUUGCGGCCUCUCUCAUAGAACUUCAACGUCGCAAACGACGGCUUCAACUGGCUCACAGCGCCUUGCAAGAACUUAUGCGACCAUUGGCAUUAACAAGAGAAGUCAUCAAAGCGCAGAUGAAUCGACAGUCUGAUGACCGAAAUCGGUUGGACGCCACAGUCGAUGAGAUUCUCCCCGCCGUCGAAGACUUGAAUGCGAUUAGGGCGCUGCCUCUUCGUGCGCGACUCCUCUCGUCCAAUGCAAUCCCACGGGAUGCUCCAUUCAAGGUCAACGCCGUUAUUGCUGCAGAGACGCUCAAAUCGUCGAAGUACAAGGCAUCCGCGGAGAUACCAAGAAUACCAGAGCUCCAGAAAGAGGUUAAGAAACACCGGGAACAGUUUUGGCAACAACGACGCCUCGCGUAUCUCCCACCAGAGACAAAGAUGGACGAGGAAGAUCUGACACUCGCACUCGGGAGUAAAUGCCCGUUUUUGUGGAGCCUCCAAACAAUCUACAAGCUAAUGCUGCUUGCAAUCUUGUGGGCUGGUAUGCUCCGACGUGGGGAAAUUCAUUCAAGCACAGACGAUGGAUGGCGAAGAUCAACUGUUUUCAACACACGGCUCGAUCUCAAAGGGCGUACGCAGCCAGAUAUCGACAAAAUGGCCAAAGAGGAGGAGGAAGACAAGGUGCUAGAGUGGCGGGCUAAGGCACAGGAACAUGUCAUCAGUGGGCACUCAUUCGCACAGCUGUGA
Messenger RNA from Serendipita indica DSM 11827, 2949 nucleotides. NCBI's taxonomy places the organism in Eukaryota, Fungi, Basidiomycota, Agaricomycetes, Sebacinales, Serendipitaceae. The record is from the annotation of a GenBank genome assembly.